CGCAACGGAGCGUAAACAACGCGGAGGCGAACAGACGCACGUGGACGUGACGCUGGGGGCAGAGCGGUCAAUUUUUGUCGUUCUUGUCGUUCUUUUAAUGGUAUAUUAUUUUUUAUAUAUAUACAGAUUUUAAAAGUAUACGAUCCCCGGCCACGGUUGGUAAAUAAAAUUUACAAAACGUCCAUAAGUAGAGUGCAAAGUUUGGGCCGCGUGUGUGUGCGAGCUUCUAGCAAUAUGGCUUUAUACACGAGGUCAUCCGUUCAGAUGCCACCGGACGUGGACCCGACCAAGGCCACCUUGGCCUUCGGGGACAGGGCGCUGCCCAGGUUGUGCAGGGAGUUGCAGGGGCCCGAGCUGCUGACCCGGCAGCGAGCCCUCAUGGCCCUGUGCGACUUGGUGCACGAGCCAGAGAUGGCUUACGAGGCGGUGCGUGUCGGUUGUCUAGAGUGUCUGAGGUCACUGCUGGUUGACGAAGAUGCCACAGUUCGUUGUAAGACGACAGAGGCCCUAUCCAUUAUGGUCUCGCACAGCAUUACCAGGACAAUGUUUUUGUCCAUGGAUUUGAUUUUGCCGCUGUCUCAUCUCUUUGACGAUGAUGUAGACAUCUGUCGAUUAAAUACCCACAAGACCCUGGAAAUGCUGUCUGAAAUUCCUCACGGCGCGCUUGGCAUAGUUGAAGCUGGGUUGGUGCCUUGUUUGGUUAAAAAAUUGCGCUCGGAGUUGAAUGAAAUCUGCGAGCUAAUUCUGGACACGCUGGACUUCUGCUUGGCCGUGGAUACGAAGCAAGCGCUUGAAGUCGGGGCCGUAGAUGUGCUCCUCACAUUGCUUCUUCAUGAGUCUGAGCGGAUACGUGCCAAAGCAGCCCGUGCUACGAUGAACAUUACAGUAUCUCUAGAAGGCAAGAACCAAGCUUGUGAUAAACAAUUGGUGCCCAUCCUCGUUGGACUUCUAUCUGACUCUUCGACUGAUGUGAGGGGAAAUGCAGCUGGUGCUAUCAUGAGCAUAGCUGUCACAACUCAAGGCAAGUAUGCAGCCCUGGGGGCCGAAGCAGUGCAUCCACUUGUGGAACUGGUGACAGAUGGACGAAGUGAGGUGCGUCUCAACGCCAUCAAAGCCAUCACGGCCCUGGCAGAGGCCCCAGAGGGACGCGAGGCUUUGCUCCCCAGCGUGUCCUUGCUGGGAGGGUGCCGGAGCGAUGCGAGUGCUGCCGUGGCGAACGCGGUCGACAUUGCUCUUAGAGUCAUCACCUGGAGGCCUUAGCUGGCCCAAUGAUGGCGCCACGGGUCCUUCGUUUUAAUUUGUGAUGUUAUAUUUAGCUUUGGUUUGUGAAGAAAAAAAAUCUUGCGUUGAAAUUCUUAAGGGUUCAGAACAUUGCGUGAAUUUUUUUCGGUGCAAGUCAGUUACAACUUUUUUUUUUCAAGUAAAAAAAUGGGGUUCUGGUUUGUUUACUUAAAUUUUUUGACAAGUGUUCCGUUUACCCUAUGGUUACAUUAAAAUGUACAGGAAUUA
Molecule: messenger RNA, 1509 nt
Organism: Lethenteron reissneri (Far Eastern brook lamprey)
Lineage: Eukaryota; Metazoa; Chordata; Hyperoartia; Petromyzontiformes; Petromyzontidae
Gene: RSPH14
Product: radial spoke head 14 homolog
Molecular function (GO): protein binding
Source: RefSeq, a predicted model, not a curated record